Molecule: messenger RNA, 1095 nt
Organism: Aspergillus candidus
Lineage: Eukaryota; Fungi; Ascomycota; Eurotiomycetes; Eurotiales; Aspergillaceae
Product: NAD(P)H-quinone oxidoreductase
Exons: 3
Coding region: 1-1095 (364 amino acids)
Molecular function (GO): oxidoreductase activity
Source: RefSeq, a predicted model, not a curated record
AUGGCCCAUACAAUGCGCGCUAUAGAUGUCCGACCGGGCGGCACCCCGGCAGGGCUCUUCAUCAACCCGUCCGCGCCCAAGCCGGUUCCCUCUCCGAAUGAAUGCCUUGUGCGGGUGAAAACCUUCGGCCUCAACCGGGGAGACACAUUACAACGCGAAGGCCGUUACCCGCCUCCGGCCGGGAUAACCAACAUUAUGGGACUUGAGUUCGCGGGAGUCAUCGAAGAGAUCGGGUCAGACGGCCACCCAGACGAGGGUUUGGAGAAAUGGAAGAAAGGGGAUGAAGUUUUUGGUCUGCUAUAUGGUGGCGGCUACGCCGAGUUUGUGGUGGUCGACAAGAGGAUGCUGAUCGCGAAGACAAAGGAGCUGAGCUGGGUGGUUUGUGGUGGACUUUGCGAGGUGUGGUUUACAGCACUACAAGCCCUCCAUCUCGUUGCGGCGUACGAUGCGAAGCGCGUCAAGUCCAUCCUAUGGCACGCGGGAGGGUCCUCGGUCUCGAUCGCAGGGAUUCAACUCUCUCUAGCUGCUCAUGAAUACAGCGUUGGUGAAGGCACACGGGCUGAGCCGCCUAAAGUCUUUGCCACCGCACGCAGCGAUGCCAAGUGCGAGAUGUGUGUGAAGAAGCUUGGAUGCACAGCCGCGGUGAAUCCAACUUCAAUGCCCGAUUGGGCGGCGGGGAUCAAAAAGCUCAACGACGGUAAUGGCAUCGACAUCAUCUUUGAUUUUGUCGGCGGUGGAGCCUACUUCCCGCUCAAUCUCGGUACCCUCGCCCUUGACGGGACCAUGGUUAGUCUGGGACUUUUGGGGGGUCCCACCGUCCCAGGCCCCGUGGAUAUUAGCCCCAUUAUUAUGAAGCGGCUAAGAGUCGAAGGGAGCACCCUCCGCACUAGAUCUCUGGACUACCAAAUUUGUCUGCGAGAUCUCUUCGUGGAGAAAGUCCUGCCGAAGUUGGUGGAUGGUCGCUUUCAACACGUGGUGGACCAUGUGUUUGAGUGGGAGAAAAUUGGAGAGGCCCACCAGAUGCUGGAAAAUAAUGCGACGACUGGCAAGGUCGUCUGCGCGAUUGACUCUUAUGGUAUUGCAAGUUUGCCGUAA